GCCAUCGAUUGGUCGCAUCUGACGCCGCUGCUCGAGGCCGAACUACGUGCGCCGGGCGUGCCAGAUGCAUUCGCAGGCGAUGACGUGCCCGUGCCCGUCGUCUCCGUCGAUUCCGGCAGCGUCGCCUCGUGGCCAUUAAAGAUGUCGCACGCCUCGAACUACGCCGCUUCGCCUCCCGGGCUGCUUUCCUCUGGCCUCUCGCGCCUCUCUGCUCUCACGGGCCUGCACUUUGCCUCCUCGAGCUCGACCAGCGCCGAGUCGCUGAUUCGAGGCCGCUGUGUCCUCGUGGGCGACGCGGCACAUACCGUGCAUCCCCUCGCCGGCCAAGGUCUCAAUCUAGGCCUGGCCGAUGCUCGCUGCCUCUCCUCGCACCUCAUCCGCGCCUCGCGCCUCGGCAGCGACCUCGGAGCUCCGCUUGCGCUCGCCGCAUACGAGAAGGAGCGAUGGGCGCCCAACCAGGCAAUGGUGAGCGCCACGGACGCCCUGCACUUUGUGUACGCCUUGGAUCCGAACGAGGAGCGAGGCAUGAAGUGGGCAAAGGAAAUGGCCGUGUGGGCAAGAGCGACGGCGACGGAAGUGCUCAAUGAACUGGGACCUGUCAAGGAGGGCAUUGCGAGCUUUGCGGGAAGCGGCAGACGUCGUUGA
Molecule: messenger RNA, 645 nt
Organism: Tilletiopsis washingtonensis
Lineage: Eukaryota; Fungi; Basidiomycota; Exobasidiomycetes; Entylomatales
Exons: 1
Biological process (GO): ubiquinone biosynthetic process
Cellular component (GO): mitochondrion
Molecular function (GO): oxidoreductase activity, acting on paired donors, with incorporation or reduction of molecular oxygen, NAD(P)H as one donor, and incorporation of one atom of oxygen; FAD binding
Source: RefSeq, a predicted model, not a curated record